Myxocyprinus asiaticus (Chinese sucker) is the source of this 2338-nucleotide messenger RNA. RefSeq lists its product as uncharacterized. Lineage: Eukaryota; Metazoa; Chordata; Actinopteri; Cypriniformes; Catostomidae. The record is from RefSeq and is a predicted model, not a curated record. Bases 164 to 2086 code for a protein of 640 amino acids. The transcript is spliced from 2 exons.
UGUAUUCCUAGAAAGAAGAAGUUGUGUUGCAAUAUAAACAUGCUAACAACAGCUCUCUGGCAAGUUUGGACAUUGUCCUGUGACUCUGCAGGUUUUGUUCACUCAAACAUUUGUGCGAUAAGGACAGAGGAGAAAUUGAAGACCUGUGAUCUGUGAUUUUAUUAUGAACACCAUUAGAACCUGCGUCUUGCUUCUCUGUCUCUUCGUUGGCAGUGUCUCCUCUGUGCAACGCCUGAACAAUAUUGAUGACCUGAGAAACACUCACUACAGCAAGCGUGAGCCAAACCAUGGACUCAAACUGCUGUUCUGGUUUGCCCAACAUGUUAUUGAUAUUGAUGAAAACUACAUCUCACAGAUGGAUAUCGAACCAAGCCGAGGCGACUACGGAUUCCAUUGGUUUGAAAACAGAGAACGCAUCCUCCCCACAUUGUCCUCUGAAAUCAAAGGUUAUUACUCUGUGGGCAAUCUAAGGUAUCCAAGAGCCACAGAGUUACCAGCAUAUGUGCGAAAGGAUCAUUAUAUCUCACCACAUUCCCCAGACAGCAACCUAGACAGGCUCAUAGUCUGUGUGAACAGAAGAGAUCCAACCAGGUUACACAGUGUCUUUAUCACGUCACUUAUUUACCAACUGGACGAACUGGAUCCUCACCUCACUUUUGAGAUCAAUCCUGCACUUAUACAUCAAAUCCAAUGUCCUUGUAACUGCACUUCACACCAUUACAAUGAUUAUCUGUUUAGCACCUUGACUAGUAAUAGAAAAGACAUUAAUGAUGUUCAAAAAACCUUACAAACAGCAAAGAUCAUUUUUAAAGAGCCAGGCCUUGCUGCAUUUCUGACAUCAACAGAAUAUGACAUCAAAUACUCUUACAGAAGCUUUGCAGUGAGAUAUCACUGUUUAGCCACCUCUAGUGCAAAAGAAUUAAGAGAGCCCUUAACUCAAUGUCAUAUAACUGCAGAAAUUAAAUUAGAGAUUAAAACAUCAGCGACUGGUUUAGCAAAACUCACAUGGGAACACAUUCCUGCUAAUGUAAUGAAAGAAUAUGUUUUCAUAUACGUGGCUGUUUGCAAGAACACUGACUUCAGCAAUGCACAUAAAUAUCAUGAAUGCCCCAAGUUUGGGGUUAAGAGUUCCUCUGGGAGUGUUGAUACUUCAGUUUAUCUUAAUUUUGGUCUUCAGCCCCAACUUCUAUUGUACAAGCUUGUUCCAUUGGUCACAAAUGGCAACAGAGGAAUGCCCACUAAAAUAAAGCCUUAUAGAGCAAGUCUGCAGCUCUACACUGAAAAUGGUAAAGCAUGCGCUCAGCUUUACAUUAAGAAGACCUUCAGUGAUUGGAAAAAUGUUUUCUCUUACUCAUGGGUGGGGUUUUACAAAAAUUCACAAGAAGCCAAUGACCAGUACUAUACAUCUAUAUAUGUUGUGAAAAUGGAAAAGGUAGAAAAAUAUAGCACAGGGGAAUAUUAUGUUUAUAAAUACCAGUCAAGUUUGGACAUUGCACCUGGAGUUCAGAUCCGCUUUCUGCUGGAAAAAAAGUAUGAUGAUAGAAAUGUUUUAGCCCGAACACAGCCCUGGAAAGAUACUAAAUACCCAAUCACAUUGCAAACAAUUAAUGAUGAUCUGCAUCCUGGUCUUCCACCUGAACUAUUACCACACCUGUCAAAUCCAGAAUCGUUUCAUGGGCCAGAGUUUGAUGAAGCCAAUGGAAUUAUCCCGAUUAGAAUACUGGGAUCUGAUGCUAGUCUGCAGCUUUACGCUAAUGAUGGUAAAGCUUGUGCUCGGCUCUACAUUAAGAAGACCUUCAGUGAUUGGAAAAAUGUUUUCUCUUACUCAUGGGUGGGGUUUUACAAAAAUUCACAAGAAGCCAAUGACCAGUACUAUACAUAUAUAUAUGUUGUGAAGAUGGAAAAGAUGGGAAAUGAUAACAUUAUGGAUUAUGAUAUUUAUCAGUACAAGUCCAGUUUGGAUAUUGCACCAGAAGUUCAGAUACGUUUCCUGCUGGACGAAACCUAUGACAACAUGUUAGCACAAACUGAGCCAUGGGAGGGUGCAAACAUAUCACAAAUAACAAUUUCCUGUUUCCAAUCUUAGUUACUACUAUCAGUUCAAAACUAUAGUUGCCUACUAUUAAUACUGUUUAAAAACAAACUAAUGUUUAUGUUUUACAGAUGUGCAUUUAAAGUUCUACUCAGCAGCUAUUUGCUGUAAUAUGGUGUAACACACACUUUGUUCACAGAUCACUCUGUGACAUCUUCAUUUUAAUGGAUUUAAAAAUUAUUUCAUUUCUCAGGAUGGGAUUCUUGUACACCAUGUCUUCAUAUAUUAAAAUGCAUUUGAAAAUGG